Molecule: messenger RNA, 6758 nt
Organism: Zonotrichia leucophrys gambelii
Lineage: Eukaryota; Metazoa; Chordata; Aves; Passeriformes; Passerellidae
Product: multiple epidermal growth factor-like domains protein 8
Exons: 6
Coding region: 28-537 (169 amino acids)
Source: RefSeq, a predicted model, not a curated record
AACGGCCACAGCGACUGCGCGGGGCCAAUGGAGAGAGACGCCUGCCUCAGGUGUAUGAACAACACCCAGGGCCCGCAGUGCCAGCAGUGCCGCCCGGGCUUCGUUGGCUCCGCCCUUUCCGGCGGGUGGUGCCUCCCCUGCCGCUCCUUCUGCCGCGGCCGCGCCCACGUUUGCCUGAGCCGCGCCCACCUGGAGCGGCACCGGCGCGACCCCGCCCGGCACCCGCUGGAGGCGCACCUGCUGCACCCGUGGGUGCCCGAGGGCCCCAGCGAGGCGCAGGCCGUGUGCGUCAACUGCCAGGACAACAGCGUGGGCGACAGGUGCGACACCUGCCGGGCCGGGUUCUUCAUGCUGGAUGGCACCUGCACCAGGUGUCACCUGCAACGGGCACGCCGACACCUGCAACGAGCUGGACGGCACCGGGUGCCCGUGCCAGAACAACACCGAGAGCGGCGCCUGCCCCGAGCGCAGAGACUGCUACCGGCACCAGGAAUUCCUGCGGGCGGAGCCUCCGGAGGCUGCGGGAACAGGCCCUGAGCGCCUGCGCACACCUGGUCUCUCUGGAGCCGCCGCUGAGCGCCCCACCCCCAGGAAAAGCCCGGGAUGUGGGGAUGGGAAUUUUCCCGGAAUUCCCGGUUUUUCUCCCCAAUCCCACCUGGGCUCCGGGCGGGGGCGGGGCAGCUCCGGGUUUGCUGGGAAUUCCUUCCUCAUUCCCAGUUUUUCUAUUCCUAUUUUUCCCGAUUUUCCCAUUUUUCCCAUUUCCAAAUUCCCAUUUUUUCCUUUCCCAUUUUUCCCAUUUUCCCCAUUCCCCUGAUUCCCGUUCCCAAAUUCCCAUUCCAAUCCCCUUUCCCAUUAUUCCCAUUAUUCCCAUUAUUCCCAUUAUUCCCAUCAUUCCCAUCGUUCCCAUCGUUCCCAUUAUUCCCAUCAUUCCCAUCAUUCCCAUUAUUCCCAUCAUUCCCAUUAUUCCCAUUCUCAUCCCCUUUCCCUUUAUUCCCAUUUUUCCCCAUUCUUCCCACCCUAUUCCCAUUCCCAAUUUCCUGUUAUUCCCAUUAUUCCCAUUCUUCCCAUUCCCAUCAUUCCCAUUAUUCCCACUUUUCCCAUUUCCAUUUUCCUCACUCCCAUUCCCGUUUUUCCCACUUUCCCAAUCCCCCAUUCCUGUUCCCAUCAUUCCCAUUUUUCCCAUUCCCAUUUUCCCAUUUCCAAUUUCCUAUUAUUCCCAUUAUUCCCAUUAUUCCCAUUAUUUCCAUUUUCCCAUUUCUCCCAUUUCCAUCAUCCCCAUUUUUCCCUUUUUCUCCAUUAUUCCCAUUUCCAUCGUUCCCAUUUUCCCCAUUUUUCCUAUUAUUCCCAUUAUUCUCAUUAUUCCCAUUAUUCCCAUUUUUUGUAUUUUUCCUAUUCCCAAUUUCCCAUUCCCAAUGUCCCAUUAUUCCUAUUAUUUCCAUUUUCCCGUUUUUCCCAUUUCCAUCAUUCCCAUUAUUCCCAUUAUUCCCACUCCCAGUUUCCCGUUCCCAUUUCCCGGGAUGGAUUUGGGGAUUCCGGGGUUUUUGCCGAUCCCGGAAUUCCGGAAUUUUUCUGGGAUUUUUCCGGGAUUUUUCCUGGGAUGGAUUUGGGGACUCCGGGGUUUUUCCCAGUGCCGGAAUUCCGGGAUUUUUCCGGGAUGCAUUUGGGGAUUGCAGGGUUUUUGCUGAUGCCGGAAUUCCGGGAUUUUUCAUGGGAGGGAUUUGGGGAUUCCAGGGGUUUUGCCGAUGCCGGAUUUUCGGGAUUUUUCUGGGAUUUUCUGGGAUUUUUCCUGGGAUGCAUUUGGGGAUUCCGGGAUUUUUGCCAGUGCCGGAAUUCCGGGAUUUUUCCCUGGGAUGGAUUUGGGGAUUACGGGGUUUUUGCCAAUGCCGGAAUUCCGGGAUUUUUCCAGGAUUUUUGCGGGAUUUUUCCCGGGAUGGAUUUGGGGAUUCCGGGAUUUUUCCCAGUGCCAGAAUUCCGGGAUUUUUCCAGGAUGGAUUUGGGGAUCCCGGGAUUUUUGCCAGUGCCAAAAUUCUGGGAUUUUCCGGGAUGGAUUUGGGGAUUCCGGGGUUUUUGCCGAUGCCGAAAUUCCGGGAUUUUCCAGGAUUUUCCCGGGAUGGAUUUGGGGAUUCCGGGAUUUUUCCCAGUGCCAGAAUUCCGGGAUUUUUCCUGGGAUGGGUUUGGGGAUUCCAGGGUUUUUCUCAAUGUUAGAAUUCUGGGAUUUUUCCGGGAUUUUUCUGGGAUUUUCCGGGAUUUUCCGUGACUUUCCCAGGAUUUUUCCGGGAUUUUUCCCGGGAUGGGUUUGGGGAUUCCAGGGUUUUUCCCAGUGCCGGAAUUCCAGGAUUUUCCGCGAUUUUCCCGGGAUUUUCCUGGGAUGCAUUUGGGGAUUCUGGGAUUUUUGCCAAUACUGGAAUUCCGGGAUUUUCCGGGAUUUUUCCUGGGAUGGAUUUGGGGAUUGCAGGGUUUUUCCCAGUGCCGGAAUUCCGGGAUUUUCCAGCAUUUUUCCGGGAUUUUCCGGGAUUUUUCCAGGAUUUUCCCUGGAUGGGUUUGGGGAUUCCGGGGUUUUUGCCAAUGCCGGAAUUCCAGGAUUUUUCGGGAUUUUUCCCGGGAUUUUUCUGGGAUUUUUCCGGGAUUUUUCCUGGGAUGGGUUUGGGGAUUCCAGAGGUUUUUGCCGAUGCCAGAAUUCUGGGAUUUUUCCAGGAUUUUCCGUGAUUUCCUGGGGUUUUUCCUUUGCAGGAGCUGCACACCUUGAGGGAAGUAUUUCAAUCACCAAAUUUUAGCAAAUUUUCCCAAAUUUGCCCAAAAUUGCGGAAAUUUGUCCCAAACUGACGUGCAGAGUCCGGCGUGUCCCGGCUCCGUGUCCCUCCCUCAGGGUUCGUCCCUCAGGGCGGCCCCGCCCCCAAUGGCGUAAAAUGCCCCAAAAAUCACCAAAAAAAUCCACAAAAAUUCCAUAAAAUGCCCAAACCCACCAAAAUUUCCCUGAAAUUUCCCAAAUUUGCCCAAAAUUGCGGAAAUUUGUCCCAAACUGACGUGCAGAGUCCGGCGUGUCCCAGCUCCGUGUCCCUCCCGCAGGGUUCGUCCCUCAGGGCGGCCCCGCCCCCAAUGGCGUAAAAUGCCCCAAAAAUCACCAAAAAAAUCCACAAAAAUUCCAUAAAAUGCCCAAACCCACCAAAAUUUCCUUGAAAUUUCCCAAAUUUGCCCAAAAUUGCAAAAAUUUUCCCCAAACUGACGUGCAAAGCCCGGCGUGUCCCAGCUCCGUGUCCCUCCCGCAGGGUUCGUCCCUCAGGGGGAGCCCCGCCCCAAAUGGCGUAAAAAUGACCCAAAAAUCACCAAAAAAAAUCCCCAAAAAUUCCCAAACAACCAAAAUUUCCCUGAAAUUUCCCAAAUUUUCCCAAAAUUGUGGAAAUUUUCCCCAAACUGACGUGCAGAGCCCGGCGUGUCCCGGCUCCGUGUCCCUCCCUCAGGGUUCGUCCCUCAGGGCGGCCUCGCCCAAAACGCCCCAAAAUGCCCAAAAAUCACCAAAAAAUCCCAAAAAAAUCCCCCCAAAAAUCACCAAAUUUUUGCAAAUUUUCCCGAAAUUGCCCAAAAUUGUGGAAAUUUGCCCCAAACUGACGUGCAGAGCCCGGCGUGUCCCAGCUCCCUGUCCCUCCUGCAGGGUUCGUCCCUCAGGGGGAGCCCCGCCCCAAAUGGCGCAAAAAUGACCCAAAAAUCACCAAAAAAAAUCCCCAAAAAUUCCCAAAAAUUUGGAAUUGGAAUUGCAAUCGGAAUUGGAAUUGGAAUUGGAAAUGGAAAUAGAAAUGGAAUUAGAAUUCCAAUAGGGAGGAAUUGGAAAUUGAAUUGGAAUUGGGAAUUGGAAAUGGAAGUGGAAUUAGAAUUAGAAAUGGAAUUCCAGUGGGGAGAAAUUAGAAUUGAGACUUGAAAUUGGGAAUUGGAAUUCCAAGAGUCGGAAUUGGAAUUGGAAAUGGAAUUCCAAUAGGAAGUGGAAUUGGAAUUGAGAAUUGGAAUUGGGAAUGGGAAUUGGGAAUGGAAAUGGAAUUGGAGUUGGAAUUAGAAUUCCAGUAGGCAGGAAUUGGGAAUUGGAAUUGGAAUUGGAAUUGGAAUUGGAAAUUAGAAAUGGAACUACAAUUGGGAAUUGGAAUUCCAAUUGGGAGGAAUUGGAAAUUGAGAAUGGAAUUGGAAUUGGGAUUGCGAUUAGAUUGGGAUUCAGAAUUGGAAAUGGAAAUGGAAUUCCAACAGGGAGGAAUUGGAAUUGGAAUUGGAGUUGGAAAUGGAAUUAGGAAUUGAGAAUUGGAAUUGGAAUUGGAAUUGGAAAUGGAUUUGGAGUUGGAGUUGGAGUUGGAAUUGGGAAUGGAAUUCCAAUAGGGAGGAAUUGGGAAUGGGAAUGGAAUUGGAAAUGGAAACGGAAUUGGAAUUAGAGAUGAAAAUGGAGUUGGAAUUGGAAUUCCUAAGGGAGGAAUUGGAAUUCCAGGAGUUGGGAGGAAUUGAAAUUGGAAUUGGAAUUGGAAUUUGGAAUUGGAGUUGGAAAUGGAAUUCUAAUAGGGAGGAGUUGGAAUCGGAAAUGGAAUUGGAAAUGGGAAUGGAAUUGGAAUUGGAAAUGGAAAUUACAAUUCCAACUCCAUUUUCAUCUCCUGAAAAGUCACAGGGAAAAAUCUCAUGGAAAAAAUGAAAUUAUAAAUGAGAAUGGGUUUAAAGGUGUGGCUGGGAGGGAGGGAGAGAUGGUCGGAAAAUAAAAAUAAAUGGAAUUAAUGGUGGUGAAAGGGAUUGGGAUUUUAUCCAGAGGGGUUUGGGAUGGGGAAAAUAAAAAAUCACCGGCAGGGAUUCCUGGGGAUGGGAAUGGGAAUGGGAAUAUAAUUGCAAUAGGGAGGGAUUGGGAUUGAAAUUGGAAAUGAAAAUGGAGUUAGAAUUCCAAUAGGGAGGAGUUGGGAGGAAAUGGAAAUGGGAUUGGAGUUGGAAUUGGAAAUGGAAUUUGGAAUUGAAAAUUGGAAUUGGAAUUCCAGUAGUGAGGAAUUGGAAAUGGAAUUGCAGUUGGAAUUGGGAAUGGAAAUAGAAUUUGGAAUUGAGAAUUGGAAUUGGAGUUCCAGUAGGGAGGAAUUGGGAAUGGAAUUGGGAAUGGAAAUGGAAUUUGGAAUUGAGAAUUGGAAUUUGGAAAUGGAAUUGGAAAUGGACAUGGAAUUCCAGUGGGGAGGAAUUGGAAUUGGGAAUUGGAAAUGGAAUUGGAAAUGGAAUGGAGAAUUGGGAUGGGAUUGGAAUUGGUGUUGGAAUUCCAAUAGAGAGGAAUUGGAAUUCCAGGAGUUGUGAGGAAUUGGAGGAAUUGGAAUUGGAGGCAUUGGAAUUGGAAUUGGAAUUCCAAUAGGGAAGAAUUGGAAUUGGGAAAUGGAAAUGGAAAUUGGAAUUCCAAUAGGGAGGAAUUGGAAUUGGGAAUUGGAAUUGGAAUUGGGAAUUGGAAUUGGAAUUCCAAUAGGGAGGAUUGGCGAGGAAUUGGAAAUGGAAUUGGAAAUGGAAAUGGAAAUGGAAUUGGAAAUUCCAUUUCCAAAUUGGGAAUUGGAAUUGGAAUUCCAGUUGGGAGGAAUUGGAGUUGGAAUUGGGAAUUGGGAAUGGGAAUUUGGGUUCUGUCCCUGUGGCAGAGCAUGGAACCCUCUGGAAUCCUGAAUUUUUGGGAAUUUCGUGUUUCUCCAGGAGGGAUUUUUGGGGUGAUUUCUCUGCUUUCCCUCGUUCCCAUCCUUUCUCUCCUUUCCUGCUCUCUUUAUUCCCAUUUUUCCCACCUGGAUUUCCAGACUGGAUUCCAACAUCUUUUCCUGGAUCUGCAAAUCCCAGCUCAUCUCCUUCCCACAGAAUUCCCAAUUCCAACCCCACCAAACCCCAAAAAUCUCAUUUUCACCCCAUCCCCGCCCCAAACCACCCUCCCAGGGUGGUGAUCCCAUCUGAACACAAAAAUUACUUUUCCUUUUUUUUUUCCUUUUUUUUCCCCCUUUUUCCCUUUUUCCCCCUUUUUCCCCCUUUUCCCCCCCUUUUUCCCCCUUUUUUCCCCUUUUCCCUUUUUUUUUCCUUUUUCCCCUUUUUCCCCCUUUUUUAAUUUUUCCCCCUUUUUAAAUUUUUCCCCCUUUUUUCCCUUUUCUCCCCUUAUUUUUCCCCCUUUUCCCCCUUUUCCCCCCUUGUUUCCUUUAUUUUUCCCCUUUUUUUUUCCCCCCCUUUUCCCCCUUUUCCCCCUUUUUUCCCCUUUUAUUUUCCUUUAUUUUCCUUUUUCCCCUUUCUUUCCCUUUUUUUUUCCUUCCUUUUUCCCCCCUUUUUUUCCUUUUUCCCCUUUUUUUCCUUUCUUUUUUUCCCCCUUUAUUUUCUCUUUUUUCCUUCCCCCCCUUUUUUUCCUUUAUCUUUCCCUUUUUUUCCACUUUUUUCCUCUUUUCCCCCCUUUUUUCCCCUUCUUUCCCUUUAUUUUCCCUUUUUUCCCUUUUUUCCCUUUUCCCCCCUUUUGUUUUCCUUUUUUCCCCUUUUCCCCCUUUUCCCCCCUUUUAUUUUCGUCUUUUUUUCCCUUUUCCCCCCUUUCUUUCCCUUCUUUUUCCCUUCUUUUCCCCUUUUAUUUUCCCUUUAUUUUCCUUCUUUUCCCCCUUUUUUCUCUUUCUUUCCCUUCCUUUUUUUCCCUUUAUUUUCCCUUUUUUCCCCUUUUCUCCUUUUUCCCCCUUUUCCCCCCUUUUUCCCCCUUUAUUUUCCCGUUUUAUUUCCCCCUUUUUCCCCCUUAUUUUUCCUUUUUUCCCCUUAUUUUUUCCUCC